GCAGCAGGCAAACAAGGACGGUGUCCCUUCUAUGAUAUAAAAGUAAUGUAAUUAACAGCUUUCAAAGAUAUUUAGUGACAUUCUCUUUUUCUUUCUUUCUUCCUUUUCUUCCUUUUAUACAGUUAACCACGACCCUAUCACAUGGACCUUGCAACGUAUCAACAUCAACAUCAUCAUCAUCAUCGUCAGCAGCAACAGCAGCAGCAACUACAGCACCGCGAGUUGAAAACCAACACCACCAAAACAUUCGAGGAUAUCCCCAGAGAAAUCCUGCACCUGGUCUUCAUUUGGCUCACAGGCACGGAUAUCGCGAAUAUCGGCAAGAGCAGUCGAACGCUACAAUUGCUGGUCCAAGAUGACUAUUUGUGGAGUGUCAUGACCAAAGUACGAUUUCCUCGAAUCUAUAAAGAAACGCUACAAGAAAUAAACGAUUGUCGAAACGAUCAGAGCGGCAAUGACAGCAACAGUAGUAUGAGUGCGAUCUGUUGGCGCGAUAUAUAUAUGGCUAAAGACGAGAGCCGAUUGUCUGCUGCCAAGAAUAUGCACAUCACACACAUCAAACUGCCCUAUUGGCGAAUCGUUCAUACGAACGAAAGCAUCUAUGGCGCAACGGCCAAGUUGCAUUCUGUGUGCUGGUUCGAUGUGAAUGGAGUCAUUGAAGGUGUUCCGCCAGGCCGAUACCGAGUCCAGUGGCGGAUGCGAUUAUCCCUCUCAGCACGAUGGAACGAGCCAUUGGACUUCACUGCGUCCGUUAUCCCAAAAAAGAAAAUGUCAGCAAAAGAAGAACAAAAGAAGAAGGAGGAGGAGGAGGAGGCUGUGUUGUCCUACACGACGCCACCUGAAUUUUAUGCUCGAGAGGAUGUGGUUACGAAUACGUGGAUUCUAGUGACAAUGCCUGGUGAAAUUGAUAUCAAGGGAGGAUGGGGAUUCACUGACGUCCGUGUCUCGCAUGAAAAGAGGACAGAUUUUUGGAAAUCAGGCAUUGAACUCGAUUGGGUGCGGCUGCAACCUGCAGGUGAAGCUGCGGGCGAGGGUUUGCUGGUUGAUUAUGAAAGCCGGCACACAUUCUAUUGGCGAACAAGCCAUGGCAUGCGUACUUCGUCAUCAUCCCACGAUUUGACAGCCGAAGGCACUGUUCAAAAUAACAACGGUAUGUGGUCGUCGUCCUGGUGUGGUGAUAGUGACAGUGGUAGCGUAGAUGAUUUCUGGAUGCUAGAUUGAUUCUUCCCUUUUCUUUGUCCGGUUUGUACUUGCACACAACAACUUACUACUAUUCAUUACUCAUAAUCUGUAUCCCUACCUACCUACAUCCCCU
Molecule: messenger RNA, 1315 nt
Organism: Zychaea mexicana
Lineage: Eukaryota; Fungi; Mucoromycota; Mucoromycetes; Mucorales; Lichtheimiaceae
Exons: 6
Coding region: 142-1221 (359 amino acids)
Molecular function (GO): protein binding
Source: RefSeq, a predicted model, not a curated record